UUACAUAAACUGCCCUCGGGGCACGUUCCCGGCUGUGACGUCACACGGCGUUUACGUUUACGAAACACUAGUGUUUACUUAAACAGUGACAACUAAUAAGCAGUUGAGAAGAUACUGUAAAAGGUGCAAAGAAAAGAUAAUCUGAUGGAAAUAUGUCUCAUUUCAUGACAUAUUGCAAGAAUAAGGACAGUUUUCAUCACAAAAUACCCACGACGCUAAACGCUGUUAAACAAGUUGUGCUCCGAAAGUCCGUCUUGUCGAAAACUUUCUCCUGGUGUUUUCCCCGUUUUUCUACAACCGAAGUUCGAUGGGGAAGGCAGAAUCUGCCCCCAACCACCCAGCGUGGCGUGUUCCGCUGAAUAGCCCAGCGGGGCGCGGGAUAACAGUGAAUGAAUGAAAAAAAAUGAUAGAUAAUGACUAAAAAUACCGACGUGCUUGCGCAUCGCAAAGUGUUCUCGACACGCCCACGCAUGACCCCGGGAAGUGUUUGGAGUGACAACUUUUUCCUUGUGAUAAUCAUCAGACCACAGAUGACGAGACGUUGAAUCAUCACAAACAGUGUUACAUUGAUAUCGCAGCUUUAGGUACAUCCCUUGUUUGACAUUCUUUGAUAACUGCCGCGAUUCCGUUUCCGUUAUCCUCAAUCCACAGUCCACUUGACACAGUAUCCAAGCCAUGGUGAAAGCUGAACUCGCAUAGGCCCGUUUGACCGACAGCUUAUGCAUAUGUAGAUUGUGGGUGCUUGGUAGUGUCUCGCAGUCUGGCUAGUUGCGAGCCAUAUACAGCUGACAAGUUGUCUGUAAGACAACUUGGACUUUGGAGUCUCAAGUGCACGGUUUGAUAUCACGGUGAGAAUGCGGGCCUUUACGAUUGAGUUUCGCCCGUAGAGUAGGUAUUGCCAAUCCACCGUCUUCGGUUGUUGGGUUGACUGUGAGGGAAUACCAAAACUGAUGUUUACGAAUUUGGUAUAUUUGUCAUAAUUGUGCACUCUUUACCUACGAGUCCAGUGCCCGUUUGUCAUUGUAAAACCUGCGGCUCUGCGGCUCAGUCCGCUCGGAUGAGCAAUUGAGCAUGUAUCUGUGAUAUCAGGCGGCAGACGACCGGCACUCCUGUGUAGCGCGCCCCGCUGAGCCCACAGUCCGCCCUCCCGCCAGCCGGCCCGACCGCCGCGCCAGCCGGCCCGACCGCCGCGCCAGCCGAUCAUCUCGGCAGUGUGUUUGCAUUCGUGACGUCAGGCCCGCGGCUCGGCCAGAGGCGUUCCCAGGCAGCACUGUGAAGAGAGCUCCCAACCUGUUAUCUGAUACUGCAGCCGCUCAUCAGUGCUCCCCUUUUCACCCAUCACAGAAUACUGCUCUCGUCUGGCGCCCCGCCCGCGGCUGGUGCGUAUUACCUCCCUAGUUCAUCAGCCUGGCGCCGCCCGUGCCCCAGUGACCGCCGAGCAGCGGCAGCGGCGGCCGACAGCUGAUCAGUGCGAGUCGAGCGGCAGGCGGCGGCGGCGCUCCGUCGGUGGUGAUACCCAGUGGGGGCGGGGCGCGGCACGCCCGUAAACCGAGCAGGGCUGUGCUGUGUGGAGCGCGGUGUGAGUGUGUGGAGGAGCGCGGUGUGGUGAGACUGGGAUAGUGUGGAAGGCGCAAGCUGAGGCUGAGCGGCAGUGAGUUGAGAGGUUCGUAUCGUCAGACUACGUCAGGAGCCGUCGGCCGGCCGUGCCCGCCCCGCUAUCGUUGGCUGUGGGGCCUCGUGCGUCGCCGCCGGCGCUCCCCCAUCCCCCCCUCCGCCGGCACCGACGAGGUGACGUCAUUGGAGCAGAGGCGGUGUCAGGCGAGGACUUGGGGUCACUCCGAGAUCGACAGAUCCCUCUGAGGACGAGCAUAGACUAACGGCUGGACCGGCUGGCACGGCGACCUUCUGCCGACCUCCCCCGCCCCGCCCACCCCACUCCGACCAUGGAGCCGCCGGAGGAGGAGAUCCUGGGCGCCAUCAACCUGAUGAUCCUCGGCGAGGGCGCCGUCGGCAAGUCAUGCAUGCUGCAGACCUACUGCGGUGACGCGGUCGAGUCGGUGCGUAGUGCCACGAUCGGCGUGGACGUUAGCACGCGCAUCUGCUGCGUGCGCGGCCUGCCUGUCAAGCUGCAGUUUUAUGACACAGCGGGCUCGGAGCGGUUCCGUCCGCUCAUCCGGCAGCAGUACACGCGCGCACACGGCGUGCUGCUGGUAUUCGACUUCACCCAGCGUGACACGUUCCAGCGUCUGGAGGGCUGGCUGAAGGAGCUGCGAGCCGCCGCUCGACAAAAUCCCAUCAUCAUGCUGGCCGGGAACAAGGCCGAGCCGGAGCUGGCAGAGCGGCGCACCGUCUCCGUCCAGGAGGCAGACGCGUUCGCUAACCAGCAGGGCAUCUCCUUCCGCACGCUGAGCGCCUUCAACGUGGCGCAGGUGUGCUCAGUGAUCGACGACCUGGCGCAUCGCGUGCUGCUGACGCCGCGGCUGUACCGCACGCAGCCCACCGACACCGAGACCUUCGUGCUGCUGCUCAAGCUGCAGACGCAGGCGCACAUGCGAGCAGAGGACGCCGAGCGCCGACUGGACAUGCUGGAGGACAGGAUGGCCGCGCUGGAGAAGGCGGCGCCGGAUGGAGAAGCUCGUGGCGCCGGCGACUGACCGGGAUGGAGGAGGGGGAGGACAGUGCAGUGGCCAGACCCUGGUCCGUGGUCUGACCGUGCCAGUCAGUGGUCUAUGGAGGGGUGCUGAUAGUGCAAGAAGGCUGUGCGACCGUGCUGGCCCUGCGAGGGAGUGAGAGUAUGAUGAGCUUUUCAAGUCAGGGAACUGUAGGCAGGAGAAAAGUUAGAACAGAAGACGACAGCCAAAGAAGCAUGGUAGCACUUCUUAGCGGAGAUAUGUAAGAGAAAACAUGCAUCUCUAAUGCUCGAGCAGUGUCAGGUCACAGGUGUCUGGCAUACGCACACAGAACGCACAGAGACAACAACUAGAGCAGCGGUGUGUGCAUGGGUCUAACGCACCUGAUGAAACAGACUUUCCGGCUGACGUGACCUUACAAACAGACUGAGGUCACCUCAGGGGACCGGACCGCCGCGCCGCGCGUGGACAAAACAGUCUAGCGGUGGACAAACGUGGACUGUAUAUACGAUGGCCAGUUUGGGAGGAGCCAGGAUUCGGGGGACGUGCUAUCCAGUCAGUCAACGCCCGAGUUGUCGGUACGGAGCCGACCAUUGUUACGCCACGAGGUGCCACCGCCCUGCUUUGUGUCGUGUCCAGUAAGCGUUUCGUGCUGCCGGUGGCUGCCUUGUUCCCGUGCCGACGCCCGGUGGACGCCUCAGCCGGCGGUGACCCGUCCCCCGGCGCUGGUCCGGUCCCGUGGCCCGUUUACCAGCAGUGAGCCAGCUCAGCUGGCUCAGCUGGGACCUGCCGCCGUUAUGACACACCGCCUGUUACAAUGCGGCCGCGGUGGUGUGCCGUCACGCCAGAGCCAGUGUUUCGUGACUAUCGGGUCGGGUGUCUGCGGUCGUGACUGGUGGCGUGUGACUGGAGCGGUCGCCCGGACCGGUCCCGCGUCCCACUGUGAUGAGUGGGUCACGUGAGGGUAUGUGUGCUGGACGCUGGUGACGGAUGUGUGCUGGGGACGAGCCGGUAUGAUCCGGGGCGGAGCGGCGGAUGAUCGGCCGCCAUGCACCCAGUGCCCGCUGGCUGUUCGGGGCCGCGCCCACCACCGGCGCGGCGCGUCACGGCCCGCCCCGCAGGCCGCCAAUCAAUAACUACUUAUCUGAAAUCGCUGGCGCACGGCGGCCGAGUGGCAGGGGGAGGGGAGGGGCUCUCAACCACCAGCCGUCACCGCGUUAUUGGCAGGCGGCGCCAGCACUUGCCAAACGAGUAUAUAACUGCGUGUCGACGAAAUAAAAUAUUGUUACUCUGUU
Messenger RNA from Amphibalanus amphitrite, 3925 nucleotides. Its product is annotated as ras-related protein RABB1b-like. Gene Ontology annotation, molecular function: GTP binding; GTPase activity. Bases 1944 to 2654 code for a protein of 236 amino acids. The transcript has 2 exons. The record is from RefSeq and is a predicted model, not a curated record. Lineage: Eukaryota; Metazoa; Arthropoda; Thecostraca; Balanomorpha; Balanidae.